Messenger RNA from Colossoma macropomum (tambaqui), 1534 nucleotides. RefSeq lists its product as uncharacterized. Lineage: Eukaryota; Metazoa; Chordata; Actinopteri; Characiformes; Serrasalmidae. The transcript is spliced from 3 exons. The coding region runs from base 253 to 936 and encodes 227 amino acids. The record is from RefSeq and is a predicted model, not a curated record.
UUGAAUUACUUCCUGCUUUACUGGGGCCUCCUCAGACCGAAACUGCCAGAAAAGCUUUCUAACAAUAAAUAAUACUGUCAGACUGAAACUGCCAGAAAAGCAUUUUGAGCGCAAGUUUUUGGCCAAGUGGGCGGAGCUAUUGUCUUCAUAAAUCUGUAUUGGUUUUUCCUUCGCUGCACUUUCUUCUCAGAAAGUUCAACUCAUCAUCGUCUUCACUCAGAAACUCCUCAGAAGCCUUCUGCACUGAUAGCCAUGGUUCUCAGUGGAGCUCUGAGAGUGUUCCUGCUCUGUUCCCUCUCUCUCUGUCUGAGAGGAACUGAAGAUCAAGUUGUGGAUCAGAACACUUUACAUCACAUCAUCCAUCACAUUGAGCAAUACAGUCCUGGUGAUAACAAGCAGUAUGCGGUGGCCAUCAACAUUCCAGCUGAAAUGUGUGGUGCAGGGUUCCGACCUGAUGACACCUUCCUCUCAGGUGAUCAACCAGCUGAAGUGAUAUGUCACUUCAACAAGAGAGUAAUAUAUGAAAGCGCAACAAUGAUUGGAGCUGUGCCAAAAGAAAGGUACCACUCUGAGUUCUGGCUGCUAAACCCAAAAGAUCCAAAUGCCUCCCCCAUGCAGAAUCUCCUGAACCAAAGGAAAGACGGCUGUGUGAUCUUCUACACCUACAACUCUCCCUGCCUCGGUACCUGUUUAAACGCUACAAAUACAGGCCGCAACAUUCUCAAGGCCCUCAACAUGUUCACACUUCAUGAUGGCCCAAAAGCUUUAGUCUACAGUCAAAUUUUUGGCACUGCGGAUACAGAACAGUAUCGGGAUGACUUCGCAAAAGUAAACGCAAAGAUUCGUCUUUAUCGCUGUACUACAGCUGGGUGUCACGCUUGCUUUAACGGUGGGACAUUUGACCAGAACUUGUGUUUAAACAAUCUAAACCCAUGAAACUGCUUUGUUCUGAUUGGUCUCCUUUGAAAGUACACAGCACUGAUCAUUUCUAUUAAAUAAGCAUUAAUCAGUUCUCCAUUCUUGCUGUUUUAAACCACAGUGUUUAUGUCUUUGUGGUGUUCAAAUGUCGUAAAUGCUUGUAAAUACAUUACUGAUGCAUUAUAUGAGUAUUUAUGUACAGUAUUUACAUACAUUAAUAAAACCGUGCUGCUAAACAACAGGACCAACACUAAUGGGAAGCAAAGGAGAGCAACUACCCUUCCCUGUUGAAAUCCUCCUCUCUCAUUGAAAGGUUCUGUAGAGCUUUGUCCAAGUAGAUUAAGUCCAGUUACAAAGAGACCUGGUCUAUAGGAAACUUAACAGCUCUGAAGUUUAAAAAUUAGACCACAUCAACUACAUUUAAAUGAAAAAAGGACUUAAUGUUGUUUGUCCUGUUAUUCUCUAGUGCAGAACUGUAUUCCUCAGCCUCACCAGUUUCACCCUACACUGCUCUCACUGUGAUACCCAACAUGCAUUGUGCAAAAUAUGUAAAAUGACCACUGGGAUCAAUCAGUCCUGAUUCUGAAGAAUAUGAUUUUGAUUUUAACACCAAUGA